AUCGAGCACAGUUAUCCGAGUGCCGUGCCAGUGUUUGAUGCCUCGUUCGCUUUGCUCGUGCUGUUAUUUCUCCAAGGCUCACUUUGUUUUGGAGGCUCGCUUACACGAGAUUCACACCUCGUCGCGCCGUCUGACUCACGAGCCACUGCAGAAGCAGCAGCGGCAGUCUCUUCGGAGGGAGUUCCUCGGCGGUUGUUAUAUUCGUAGGAAUUAAAAAGAACAUACCAAUUUUUUUUGACACGCAAAAAAUAUCAAGACGUCAGCAUGGGUUCCCUGUUCCGGAGCGAGGAGAUGUGCCUGGCGCAGCUGUUCCUGCAGAGCGAGGCUGCCUACAGCUGCGUGAGCGAGCUGGGCGAGCUUGGCCUCGUGCAGUUCCGAGACCUGAACCCAGGAGUCAACACCUUCCAGCGCAGAUUUGUGAACGAUGUGCGGCGAUGUGACGAGAUGGAACGCAAGCUCCGCUUUCUGGAGAAGGAGAUGAAGCAGGCAGAGAUCCAGGUGGUCGACAGCCACUCCGAUCCCCCUGCACCAGACCCUCGGGAGAUGAUUGACCUGGAGGCAACGCUUGAGAAGCUGGAGACGGAGCUGAAUGAGGUGAAGAUCAACCACAUGACCCUGAAGCGCAACUUCUUGGAGCUGACGGAACUGCGGCACGUGCUGGAGAACGCACAGCACUUUUUGACCGAGAGGCCGGAGGUGGAGCACAAGUACGAGAACAUGCAAAGUUUCGAGCCAAUGGACGUAGCUCUGGGCAACAGAGAGCUGGGGUUCCUCACUGGCGUGAUCGGGCGGGAGAAGAUCCCGAUGUUUGAGAGAAUGCUGUGGCGGGUUUGUCGCGGGAACGUGUUCCUGCGUUACACCGAUAUUGACGAGCAACUGGAAGACCCCAUCACUGGGGACAAAAUGCAGAAAUCUGUCUUCAUCCUAUUUUACCAAGGGGAGCAGCUGAAGGGCCGUGCCAUCAAAAUCUGUGAAGGGUUCCGCGCGACCCUGUACCCGUGCCCGGAGUCUCCCCAGGAGCGCAGUCAGAUGGUGGCUGGAGUUGGCACGCGCCUCGACGACCUCAAUUCCGUCAUUGGCGAGACGGAGGGUCACAAGCGGCGCGUGCUGGAGGCAACCGCGGGCAGCCUGCCCUCGUGGCUCGUGCGAGUGCACAAGAUGAAGGCCAUUUACCACACACUCAACCUGUGCAACAUGGACGUCACCCAGAAGUGCCUCAUCGCUGAGAUCUGGUGCCCCAUCUCUGACGUGGAUAAAGUCCGCCUGGCCCUCAGCCGAGCCACGGAGCGCAGUGGCUCUACUGUGCCUUCCAUUCUAAACCGCAUGGUGAGUGAGCAAAAUCCACCAACCUUCAACCGCACCAACAAGUUUACCUCGGGUUUCCAGAACAUCGUGGAUGCAUAUGGCGUUGGUGACUACAGGGAGGUCAACCCAGCUCCCUACACUCUCAUCACCUUCCCGUUCCUUUUUGCUGUAAUGUUUGGGGAUUUGGGUCAUGGCAUCAUCAUGACAUUAUUUGCUCUCUACUUGGUCAUCUUUGAGAAGAAACUCUCCGCUUCUAGGAUCAAUAAUGAGAUCUGGACUAUGUUUUUCGGCGGCCGCUACAUCAUCCUGCUGAUGGGAAUUUUCUCCAUGUACACCGGCCUCAUCUACAAUGACUGCUUCUCCAAGUCCAUAAACAUCUUCGGCUCCAGCUGGAGUGUCAACGCCAUGUUCAACGCAAGUCAAUGGACAAAAGAAGAUUUGGAGGCACACCCAGUGCUGCAGAUGGACCCAGUUGUGCCAGGAGUCUUCAACGGACCCUACCCUUUCGGCAUCGAUCCGAUUUGGAACUUGGCCGCCAACAAGCUCAAUUUCCUUAACCCGUACAAAAUGAAGAUGUCGGUGAUCGUGGGCAUCACCCACAUGGUCUCAGGGAUAGUCCUCAGCCUCUUCAAUCACAUAUAUUUCCAGAAGCCAUGGAACAUCAUAUGUGACUUUGUUCCUGAAAUGAUUUUCAUUCUCGCGCUGCUUGGAUACCUGGUGGUGCUAAUCUUUUUCAAAUGGAUUGCGUACCAGGCCAAAGAAUCCCAACAUGCACCCAGCAUCCUCAUCAACUUCAUCAACAUGUUCCUCUUCACCUAUGACGAGAAGUUUGUGCCAAUGUAUAAUGGACAGAAAGAGGUGCAGAUGUUUCUGGUGGUGCUGGCCCUCUUAUGUGUCCCGUGGAUGCUGCUCAUCAAACCGUUUGUGCUCAGAUCCCAGAACAAAAGCAUGCAGAGGCUGCUGAUGGGCAAUGGCAGUGAGGAAGCCGGCAUCGUACAACUGGAUCAGCUGAACGUGGCGCCACCAGACCUCCACAAGGAGGAGUUCAACUUUGGCGAUGAGUUUGUGCACCAGGCAAUCCACACCAUCGAGUACUGCCUGGGCUGCAUCUCCAACACAGCUUCUUACUUGCGUCUCUGGGCCCUCAGCCUGGCACAUGCCCAGCUCUCGGAGGUGCUGUGGACCAUGGUGGUGCGUAGUGGGUUCGUCAUGAUGACUGGAUACGUGGGGACGGCUAUGGUAUUCUUCACCUUUGUCGGGUUUGAGGUGCUGACGAUUGGUGUGCUGCUCAUCAUGGAGGGCCUCUCGGCUUUCCUGCAUGCGCUGCGUCUACACUGGGUGGAGUUCCAGAACAAAUUCUACACUGGGACUGGAUACAAAUUCACGCCAUUCUCCUUCCAUCAGCUCCUGCAGGAAAAACUCCAAGAAGAGUGACACCCUGCGCUCACUGUGAUUAAACAUUUGGAUCUGAAUUGCAUGCUUGAUUGAAUUAUAUGGCGAGGUAUUCAUCCGGCAGUGGGUAGACAAUAGCUGAUGAUGAUUGCAUUAUUUUGCGGUGGCCCAAAGUGUGUUUUAUGCAAAAAUAAUCAUUAUUUUGGAGACAAAAUCUUUGUAAUGGCCAAUAAUAACAUUAUUGUUAUUAAAUACUUCCAGCAACAUUUUUAUAUUUUAGUACAUUUUUUUAGAUGAAGGCUCACAGGUCACUGCUUGCUCUAUAAAAUGUGCCAACCUAAGGCUCUAUACAAGCCGUUAUCAAAGAAAUAUAUAAUUUGUACUUUGCUUCUUGUAACUUUAACAGGUCUGUAAUUCAAUUGCCUUGUAACUUUCCACUUCGGUGCAAAGUCCUCCAUUGUAUUGCAUUUUUCUGACUACAGUGCACUAAUGUAACGAAACAAAUGAUAUUUUUUUUUACUAUCACUUAACGCCAAAAAUAAUUACCACAUUAUUCCUGAAAUAAAACAUGUCCGUUUUAUGCAGAUUAUGGUAGAUUAAAAUCUGUCAUUUAAAAAAUGUGUUAAAUUGUUUACAUGAUUUAAGUAAGGAAAUUAAAAUAAUAUUUUUAAUGGGACUUGAAAACAAAAAUAAAAGCACAGAUUGCAGACACUUUUGUCUCCUCCGGAGUUUGUAUUUUUUUAAAUGGGUUUCACUCUACAGUUGGUAGUGAAAAGUGUUUGUUAUUGAAGUCGUUUGAAACAAAAGUGACAUUGAGCAAGUCCAGAGACUACUAUAAGCCUGCUUGAACAAGCAUAGAGAAUUAUAUUUAUGAUUAUU
Lethenteron reissneri (Far Eastern brook lamprey) is the source of this 3576-nucleotide messenger RNA. Its product is annotated as V-type proton ATPase 116 kDa subunit a 1-like. Gene Ontology annotation, molecular function: ATPase binding; proton-transporting ATPase activity, rotational mechanism. Gene Ontology annotation, biological process: vacuolar acidification; proton transmembrane transport. NCBI's taxonomy places the organism in Eukaryota, Metazoa, Chordata, Hyperoartia, Petromyzontiformes, Petromyzontidae. Gene Ontology annotation, cellular component: vacuolar proton-transporting V-type ATPase complex; vacuolar proton-transporting V-type ATPase, V0 domain; plasma membrane. The record is from RefSeq and is a predicted model, not a curated record.